AUGAAAAAAUUAGGGAGAAAACUAGAUUUUUUUUAAUCCCCAGUUGAGUUGAUGAUCCAUAAGAAAAAAUCACAUCAGUCAUUAUUUGGAACAUCCAUGACAAUUUUGAUGUUUACUUGCGUUUUAAUGUACAUAAUCAAUAAAUUUGUGUAAUUGGGAUAAAGAAAGGAAUUUUAAACCUUAUAUUCAGAGGUAUACUAUGAAGAGAUUCCAGUAUUCCCAUUAUAUUCCAAGAAUUUCACUUUAUAGUUUGCGUUUUAAACUGAAAAUUAAAAAAAUUAUAUUGAUGAAACUAUAUACUAAGUCAACGCUGUAAUGGUUAAUAGAGCAUAGGUUAUUAAUGAUCAAAAACCUAGCGUGUCAUCGACUAGAACGAAAAUUCCCCUAUCUAAAUGUGCAAAAAUCGGAAUACCUUAUGAAGAUUUGGAAGAUUAACUUGAUGAUGUUGAUUCUGAAAAUACAUAUUGCCUAGACUGGAAUAACAUUUCUAAUCUCAGUUUAAUUGGAACUCCCGAAUAGGAAAACUACACUUAUAUAUAUAUAAGCUUUCAAUAAUGUGUGAAUGACACUUAAAAUAUCAACAGUACAGUUUGUAAGUCUAAAGAAGAAAUUUAAUAAAAAUUACAUCGAAAUUAUAUUUUAUUCCAAUUGUCAUCUUAUAAUAUUGAUUUAAGAAACUACCUCAAACCAAAUGUUCCGAAAGUUGAAGAAAUUCAGACAACAAUUUCAAGUCAAGUUAUGAAAGAUAUCACCUUAUUCAUGCAACCAAUAACCACAUUGACAGAAGAAGGACUAUUAAAUGAAUUAGUACGUAGGGAUUCAACAAUUAGAUACUUGAAGACUUAAGAAGUUAUAGACUUUAAUAGCGAAGAAGCCUUAGCAUCAGUUUUGAUUCGAUUGGCAAACACAGAGAAUAUAAGUUACAGAAUUUAUCCUAAAUUAUAAGACAUUUUGGCUUAAGCUGGUGGUUUAUGGGAGGUUCUAAUGCUUGUUUUUACCAUUUUGGUCAAACCUAUUCAAUCUUUAUCUUAUAAGUUAGAUGUUAUUAAUAAUCUGUUUAAUUUUGAGGGAUAAAAAUUAUCAAAUGACGAGGAUGGAAGCAAAUAAAUCUUAAAGAGACUGACAAUUAUCUAAGAUGGCGUUUAAACUCAUGAAAAUGAUCCCUCUAAUAUGAUAAAUUAAUAAAAGUCGAAGACCUCUAUUCGAUUUCCUAGAGGGAGACUGACACAUAAAACAACAAAAUUAGAAAAUGGCAAUUUUGGGUGGGCAGAGAAGUCUUCCCAAAUUGUUACUAAUUCACCAGAAAAUGAUAAAUUAAUUCAGAAAGGCAUUCGAUAUGCAUUAAGGAAAUUAUUUAAUAUAGCUACACUGAAAUUAAGACUAAGUCCUCUUGAUUAUAUUAAAUAUUUAAAGUGUGGAAAAAAGGUAGGAAAGUUUAAAUAAUUGCACUACUCGAUAAACAAAUUGGAGAAAUGCUUGGACAUACUAUUUAUUAUCGAUAAGUUGUAAGAAAUUGAUAAACUCAAAAUGAUUCUAUUAAGCAAAUAACAGGUGCAGCUUUUCGAUUUUUUACCAAAACCUCUCAUUUCUUUAAACCCUAGUAACUUGUAAUAUAACGAAUCAUAAAUGUAUUCGUCUUUGUUGCAACCGUACAAAUCCUAAAAAUAGAAAGCUCAAGAAGCAUAGUUAGUUCUGGAUGAACUACUUGAAAAUUUGGAUGAUCCUAUUACUAUUAAACUUAUCUCUUUGAUGGAUCCUAAUAUUUUUAAGCUUCUGUAAAUAUAAUUUGACCUCAAAAAGAGAAAGGCUUCUAAAAUUACCACUCCUGAAAUAUUAGAAUAGUGAAAUAUAUAUGUUUAUUAUUAA
Messenger RNA from Paramecium tetraurelia, 1866 nucleotides. RefSeq lists its product as uncharacterized. Gene Ontology annotation, molecular function: double-stranded DNA binding. NCBI's taxonomy places the organism in Eukaryota, Ciliophora, Oligohymenophorea, Peniculida, Parameciidae. Gene Ontology annotation, biological process: reciprocal meiotic recombination. The transcript is spliced from 4 exons. The record is from RefSeq and is a predicted model, not a curated record. Gene Ontology annotation, cellular component: nucleus.